Molecule: messenger RNA, 1440 nt
Organism: Diaporthe citri
Lineage: Eukaryota; Fungi; Ascomycota; Sordariomycetes; Diaporthales; Diaporthaceae
Exons: 2
Coding region: 1-1440 (479 amino acids)
Biological process (GO): ubiquitin-dependent protein catabolic process
Cellular component (GO): cytosol
Molecular function (GO): polyubiquitin modification-dependent protein binding
Source: RefSeq, a predicted model, not a curated record
AUGUCCGACAAGGCGGAGGAUUCCACUUCCGCCGAGGCUCAGAUCACCUUCAAGGUCAAGGCCUCGGGCGACAAGAACCACCAGAUCACCAUGCCCGAGGCGGCGACCGUCGGCGAGCUCAAGACCAAGCUUGCCACCGAGCAGUACGAGAAUAUCCCCGUCGAGCGACAGCGCCUUAUCUACUCGGGACGCGUUAUGAAGAACGAGGACACCUUGGCCUCGUACAAGGUCAAGCCAGGCAACACCAUCCACCUUGUCAAGAGCGCAGCCAGCAAUCCUGCCCCGGCCCCGAGCGCCUCCUCCUCCUCCCCCGUCCCUCAGGCUGUGCCAAGCAACAUGGCAGCCGGCACCUCUGCCAACAACCUCCUGGCCGGCCUGACCGGAGCCCGCUUUGCCGGUCAUGCAAAUCUGCCCAGCGCCAAUAUGUUUGGCGCCGAUGGAGGUAUGGGAGCGCCGCCGAGCGAGGACCAGAUGGCAGACAUGCUCUCCAACCCCAACGUCGCCCAAGCCAUGAACGAGGCCCUGAACAACCCUCAGCUGGUCGACGUCAUGAUUCAGACCAACCCCAUGCUGCGGGACAACCCAAACGCUCGCGAGAUCAUCCAGUCGCCCUUCUUCCGCAACAUGCUCACAAACCCGGAAAUGCUACGAGCAGUCGCUCAGAUGCGACGAUCCAUGGGCGGAGGCGCCGGGGGAGAUGCUUUCCCAGCUCCUGGCGCAACAGACACGACACCGGCUGAUGCUGCCGCCGCUGGUGCCGGCGGAGCAAGUAACGCACAACCCCCGCAGUUCCCUUUCAUGAUGCCAGGCAUGUUUGGAGGUCCUGGUGCGGGUGCGGCCGGGGGUGUUGGUGGCGCGGGAGGCCAAGGCGCCAACCCGUUCGCUGCGCUCUUCAACCCCUUUGGCGCAGCAGCUCCAACUGCCCCUCAGACCGGUGCCCAGGCUGAUGGUGCUACUGGCGCUGCUACCGGUGCUACUCAGACGCCUUCCGGCGACAACGCUGCGCAGCGGGAUGCCUCUGCGGCCACCGGCUCGGCACCACCUGGCCAAACCGGCGGCAACUCGCCCUCUCAGCCCCCCAACCCGUUUGCCGGGCUGUUCGGUGCGCCACAGGGCGGCGCUGCGAACCCCUUUGGGAUGACGCCCGAGAUGAUGCAGAACUUCAUGCAGAUGAUGAGAGGUACACCACAAGGAGGCGCCACGAACCCCAACCCCUUGGGGAUGACACCUGAGAUGAUGCAGAAUUUGAUGCAAAAUUUCAUGGGCGGUGCGGCCGAGCCUGCCGCCCCAGCCGACACCCGACCACCCGAGGAGCGCUACGCUGAGCAGCUUAGCCAGCUGAACGAGAUGGGCUUCUACGACUUUGAUCAGAAUGUGGCAGCGCUGCGCCGCAGCGGUGGUAAUGUGCAGGGCGCGGUCAACUUCCUUCUGGGGGGAUAA